Messenger RNA from Homalodisca vitripennis (glassy-winged sharpshooter), 603 nucleotides. RefSeq names its product putative gustatory receptor 28b. Gene Ontology annotation, cellular component: axon; neuronal cell body; membrane. Lineage: Eukaryota; Metazoa; Arthropoda; Insecta; Hemiptera; Cicadellidae. The record is from RefSeq and is a predicted model, not a curated record. Gene Ontology annotation, biological process: sensory perception of taste. The coding region runs from base 1 to 603 and encodes 200 amino acids. The transcript has a single exon.
AUGGCCAAAAGGUUCAGGCUCAUUAACGUCAGGAUCAAAGUAGUAGUGAUCAGCGAGAGGCUUAGACAAUCUAUCCUCCGCCAGAACCUAACAAAUGUCAAUCUCAGACAUGGCUGCAUCUCCUGUAAAAAGGUGAAAACUCUCAUGAGCGCCUAUCAUACGUUAUGUGACGCCAUGAAUCAAGCCAACGCCUUUUACGGCAACCUGCUACUAGCCUCCAUAUUUUUUACAUUCAUAGACAUCACGGAAGUUCUUUACUUCUUCUUCAUUUAUGUGCACAAGGAAUACAAAAUUUUCCUUUGUAGUAUCGGAGCUUGUACCGUUUCCGACGCCAGUUUCCUGAUGCUGGUCGCUCUCUCUAGCUCUGGUGUCUCUGAGGCGGCCGGUGAGACUGCAUCGCUCAUCCGCAAGCAGAUCAACCUGGAAUUAAACUCGGAUCUGAGGGAACAGUUAAAGUCAUCUUUGCUGCAGUUGUUAAACAAACGCGUGGAAUUUUCUGCAGCAGGAUUUUUCCAGAUCAAUAAACAAACUAUAAUUUCGAUGGCUGCAGCUGUGACCACCUAUCUAGUGAUCAUGAUUCAGUUUCAGUCACAAUUCUCGUAG